AUGACUCGCAAGAUCAUCGUUACUGACAUUUCCGCAACAGCAUCAGAAAAAACUGUCAAAGAUUUCUUUCUGUUCUGUGGUAAAAUAAAAGAAUUCGAACUUCUCAAAGAGGAGACUACUGAUAAACAAAUCGCAUACGUUACUUUUGAACGAGAAACCGCUGCAAAAACCGCUCUCAUGUUGACGAACGCAGUAAUCGGUGAUAGUCAAAUUUCAGUCAGAUCGGCUGAUGACCUUACUACUAAUGGUGCCGAUGAAGUGUAUGAUGCUGAAGAAGAAAUAUCUCAAGAAGAAAAGCCAAAAUCGGCAAUUUUUGCUGAAAUCUUGGCCGCAGGCUAUCAAUUAUCCGACCACAUUAUCCAAAAGGGUCUCGAAUACGAUAAUACAUACGGAAUAAGUCAACGUGUAAAGCAAUGGUUACAAACUCUAACGUCAAAUCUCUGGGACUUGGAUGCCAAAUACAAAGUUGUCGAAACAAUCACUGAAAAAGCGACAGUAAUCGAUGCUAAAUUCGCUGUACAAGAUAAAGUCAAAUAUACAGCCGCAUUUGCUCAGGAUAAAGCAAAUAUGGCACUACAAACUCCGAUUGGUAAACGUGUGGCCAGUUUCUACACUUCAACUACAAAAAAUGUUGCUGACGUCCAUACUGAGGCAAGACAACUCGCUAACGAUAAAAAAGCUCAACGCGAAGCUAGUGUUGAAGCCAUCGAAGUAGCCGCUCAAUAA
Ambispora gerdemannii is the source of this 726-nucleotide messenger RNA. The record is from the annotation of a GenBank genome assembly. Lineage: Eukaryota; Fungi; Glomeromycota; Glomeromycetes; Archaeosporales; Ambisporaceae.